AUGCAAUCCAAUCCGGUCAUUGAGGAUGAAAUGGCGCUCGAUGGCGCUAUUUCUGCACACAAAACGCCACAGAUUGGCUUCACAAUGGAAGCCGCCCCACAAAAAGAGGACCUGCCCCAAAUUGACGUUAAUCAGCACUCUGCAUUUUCGAUGGAUACCGAUCGGCAAUCCACAGAUGGAGGCUUUGAUACUUGCAGGGAAGAAACCGAUUUAUUUGAGCGUCUGUUCACAGUUUUUGAACGGUUUUGCCGUUUCGGAGUACCAUCUGGCCAAUUGUCUGCUGCAGGUGUGCCUUUGAUGGAUGGGUCACGAUACGUAAAAAUUUUCCGUGAUGCGGGCAUCCUCGGGGGUAAUCAUGGGCUUUCCGGACGACGGGCAACGUCUACAGAUUGUGACAUUGUUUUCAACUCGAUCAGGCGCAUCAAUGAGCGCAAAAUCAACUUUGACCAGUUCGUGGCAAGCAUUGAUGCUUUGGCAGCGCGUAUCGGCACUGAAGUCGCACCGUUGCUACAACUGGUGGCAGCCUCCACAGGCCCAACUCUGAUGGGUACAACGACACCCCAUGCACCAGCAUUAGCUACUGGACAGAGACUUUCCCUUGCAGAACGAUCGCAACUAGCGACCGAAAGGUCCAUGCUGGCCAUUGAAAGAUCGACGAUUCCCACGGCUCGACACUCGAUUGGGUCCCCAUAUAAACAUCAAAGGGCUGAGGUGAACCGUUCGCCGAGAUACUCCUUACGCUCGCAGCCUAACACCGAAAAAAUGCAUAGUGGAGAGGCAGCUAGUUCAAGUGGAAAGGCAGCUAGUUCAAGUGGAGAGGCAGCUAGUUCAAGUGGAGAGGCAGCUAGUUCAAGUGGAGAGGCAGCUAGUUCAAAUGGAAAGGCAGCUAGUUCAAGUGGGGUAGGUGUCCUCGGGAGAAGGGUUGAUAUCAAUACCUUGAGUUUCAGUGAUGUCCUUUCUUGUGGGAGAGAAAAUAGAUCCAUAAACCACUAG
Molecule: messenger RNA, 993 nt
Organism: Mitosporidium daphniae
Lineage: Eukaryota; Fungi; Microsporidia
Exons: 2
Coding region: 1-993 (330 amino acids)
Biological process (GO): positive regulation of protein polymerization; microtubule bundle formation; microtubule polymerization
Cellular component (GO): microtubule
Molecular function (GO): tubulin binding
Source: RefSeq, a predicted model, not a curated record